AUGCGCGGCCUAUCGCAAGAAGAUGCCGCAAGCAUUAUCGCCAUCGAGCGGGCGUGUUCUGCCCUCUCGUUGGUGGGUUGCGUCUUCGUCUUGGUGACCUUCUCCCUCUCCGAUGCCUUCCGCCAGCGUGCCAUCAACCGCCUCGUGUUUUACGCAACGUUCGGCAACAUGCUUACCAACGUUGCGACUCUGAUGACGACAAGUUACACACACAACGUUGAUUCCUUUGGCUGUCAACUACAAGGGUUUUUGAUUCAAGUAUUCAUGCAGGGUGACGCUUAUUGGGCCCUAGCCAUGGCCAUCAAUGUUUAUCUCACAUUCUACCACAAGUAUGACGCGAGAAUGCUGAGGAAGAUGGAGAUUCCGUAUCUGUUCUGCUGCUACGGAAUCCCCUUCAUCCCAGGGCUCACCUUCAUCUUCGUCUCGAACCAACAGGCGGGCAGGCCAUAUGGCGACGCUGUGUUGUGGUGCUGGCUGAAGUCGGAAUGGGAGGUCUACCGCAUUGCCACUUUUUAUGGUCCCAUUUGGGUGGCCAUCAUCGCCGCCAUGAUCAUCUACAUCCGCGCAGGCCGCGAGAUCUACCGCAAACGCCAGAAGAUGCUGAACUUCAGCUCUACCGGUACUGGCACCGCCAUCGGCAACGACACAUUCUCCCCAGAGUUCUCCUCAGCCUUCAACUACAAAACCACGGAAGUCACCCAAACCACCGAGAUCAUCCCAGCACCCGCCGCCACCGCAAAACCAGGCUCCAUCCGCCCCAACCAGGACCCAUCCUACUCGGUCACCAUCUCGGCCGACACCCAGGCCGCCAACCAACUAAACAUGCGCGCCUCCCUCGAAGACACCAUCGAUAACGACGCGGCCACCGGCACAGCAACCCUCACCAACAACACCACCACCACCAUCAACAACAACAACCACCCCAAACGCACCCGCGUCCUCUCCGCCACGCAAAUCUCCAUCGCCCCCACCGUCACCGCCACCAUCACCACCACCUGCCACCCCCACCCUGCCGGGGGAAACAACAACAACAACCCCAACAACACCAACGGCGGAAACAACACCGCCGACGCCCGCGCCCGCCGCCGCAACUACUACGAGUCGCACAACGCGACCUGGUCCUACACCAAGUGCGCCAUCCUCUUCUUCUCGGCCCUGCUCGUCACCUGGAUCCCGUCCUCGGGCAACCGCGUCUACAGCCUGCUGCGCGGCGGCGACGUGUCGCGCCCGCUCUUCUUCGCCAGCGCCUUCGUCCUGCCGCUGCAGGGGUUCUGGAACGCCAUCAUCUACGUGGUUACCUCGUGGGCGGCCUGGCGCGGGCUCUGGCGGGGGGGUGUGGCGGCGGUGGGGGAGUGGAAGGAGAGGGAGAGUGAGAGUACGAGUAUGGAGGACUUGACUGCGGAGGGGAGGGUCGAAGGGGGGUCGGCUGUGUGA
Chaetomium fimeti is the source of this 1434-nucleotide messenger RNA. RefSeq lists its product as uncharacterized. The transcript is spliced from 4 exons. Gene Ontology annotation, biological process: adenylate cyclase-activating G protein-coupled receptor signaling pathway; cell surface receptor signaling pathway. Gene Ontology annotation, cellular component: plasma membrane. Bases 1 to 1434 code for a protein of 477 amino acids. The record is from RefSeq and is a predicted model, not a curated record. Lineage: Eukaryota; Fungi; Ascomycota; Sordariomycetes; Sordariales; Chaetomiaceae. Gene Ontology annotation, molecular function: G protein-coupled receptor activity.